UUUUCUCCCUCCUUGGGAAUGAAAACAGCAAAUCGCUCCAGAGUUUCUAAACGCUGCUCUACUUUCGAUAUCGUUUCACCUGAAAUCCAACUGGUUUGGGCGUGUUUUUUGUUGGCAGGGAAACAACUCCUGCACCGGAACCACCGACAGAUAGAUGAAGCAAUAGAUAUAAAAGCCAGCUCUAGUUUUAACCAACAAUGUCUGUGGUGGUUCAGAACAAACAGGGCUCGGUUCUGGAUGCACGCUCACUCAUUGAUCAGGGGUAUUCACGUUGCAUCCGACUGAGAGAUAGUAAACAUGUGAGGUGCUGUUUCAAGAGGCAGUGUUUUCAGGUUUUAAGCAGUCACUACAGUGUGAGCUCCAGUGCUGCUGUGGAGGCAGGAAACAAGGAUGUGUUGCAGAAAACAGACAAACCACCAAAGAAAAGGAAACGAAAACACAGUGAACUCAACCAGGGGGAAGUUGAUUCCCAGGCCUUCCAUGAGAAGAUCAGGUCUGUCGUCCUGGAGGGAACCAAGUCCUUGGUGGAUUCUGCCCGAUCCCUGGGAUAUCUAAACGGCCUGACAGACACAGAGAAAGAGCCUCUUCCCUCUCAGGAGUGCAGCCUCGCCGCUCUUUGUGAAAUGGCUAAAGAGCUUCCUCUAGUGGACGACGAGGAGCAGGAGGAGUGUGUGCAGCCACUUGUUGCUGAAGACGGCUGUACGUCACACGUGGACUUGUUCUCUCGGGUGACAGAGACCCGGGCGGCUUCAGUGGUCACACUGAUGGGAGAGGAAUAUGUAAUACCACCACACACCGCCUUCCUGCUCUCUGAUUUCACAAGAAUACAACCCCUUGUUCGGUAUGGAAGAAGGUUUGAGUUAAUAGUUAUGGAUCCACCGUGGGAAAACAAGUCUGUGAAAAGGAGCCGCAGGUACAGUUCUUUGCCCUCAUCGCAGCUGAAACAGCUCCAGAUACCCCUACUGGCAUCCCCGAACUGUUUAGUGGUCACCUGGGUCACAAACCGGCCCAGCCACCUGCGGUUUGUCCGUGACGAGCUGUAUCCUCACUGGGGUGUAGAAGUUAUAGCCGAAUGGUUCUGGGUCAAGGUGACCACAUCUGGACAGUUUGUGUUUCCACUGGACUCACAUCACAAGAAGCCGUAUGAAGUGCUGGUGCUGGGCCGAUAUCGCUCCUCUGCAGAUAACACCACGAGCUCUCCAGAGAGGUCAGAGGUUCCUGUGGAGGAUCAGCGUUUGAUCGUCAGCGUCCCGUCAGCUCUCCACUCCCAGAAGCCCUCACUCUCAGAAGUGUUAAAGCCCUACAUCGGAGCCGAAGCCGAGUGCUUGGAGCUGUUUGCCCGAAGUCUUCAACCUGGAUGGACCAGCUGGGGCAACGAAGUGCUAAAAUUUCAGCACACAAGCUAUUUCACCGUGACGCCUACAGAUGACGUAGCAGACGUCCCUAAAGACGAGGCCGCGGAUGACUGCUCAGACGAACCCACAGUGACUGAAUCCUCUCCUCCCCGACACUGUCCUGCCACUGUGGACUAAAGACCGACUUUCAACGCGUGUCACAUCAGUUUUUUAGUGCGUUUUCAAUAAAGAUUCAACACCAGUAUACUUCUA
Sebastes umbrosus (honeycomb rockfish) is the source of this 1607-nucleotide messenger RNA. RefSeq names its product methyltransferase like 4 (gene mettl4). Bases 198 to 1532 code for a protein of 444 amino acids. The transcript is spliced from 8 exons. Gene Ontology annotation, cellular component: cytosol; nucleus; RNA N6-methyladenosine methyltransferase complex. NCBI's taxonomy places the organism in Eukaryota, Metazoa, Chordata, Actinopteri, Perciformes, Sebastidae. Gene Ontology annotation, molecular function: RNA methyltransferase activity; site-specific DNA-methyltransferase (adenine-specific) activity; nucleic acid binding. The record is from RefSeq and is a predicted model, not a curated record.